Molecule: messenger RNA, 982 nt
Organism: Hevea brasiliensis (rubber tree)
Lineage: Eukaryota; Viridiplantae; Streptophyta; Magnoliopsida; Malpighiales; Euphorbiaceae
Product: ethylene-responsive transcription factor RAP2-3
Exons: 2
Coding region: 80-856 (258 amino acids)
Biological process (GO): ethylene-activated signaling pathway; regulation of DNA-templated transcription
Molecular function (GO): DNA binding; DNA-binding transcription factor activity
Source: RefSeq, a predicted model, not a curated record
UCCGUCGCUCUAUAAAAGCAGAGCCUCUCUUUUCCUUGGUCUCUCACUUGAAUGAAUACAUUUCUUUUCUUUUGGAAACAUGUGUGGUGGUGCUAUUAUCUCUGAUUUCGUUGCCGUGAAACGCAUCCGGCGAAGGGCUGCCGAGGAUCUCUGGUCGGAGCUUGACCCCUUCUCUGACUUUCUUGGCUUGGACUACCCUAAUAAUGCCAAUAAAGAGCAGAUAUCUAUCCAGUUGGAUCUUAAACUCCCUGAAAGGCCAAAGCUAAAGCUGCAGCUCAAGCAAGUGGCCACCAGCCGUGAGAAUUCUGAGAAGACUGCCACUGUAAUGGAAGGGAACAAGACUCGGAGAAUUCGCAAGAAUAUUUACAGAGGAAUAAGGCAAAGGCCAUGGGGGAAAUGGGCUGCUGAGAUCAGAGACCCACACAAGGGUGUCCGUGUCUGGCUCGGUACUUAUAAUACAGCUGAAGAAGCAGCCCGAGCCUACGAUGAGGCAGCCAAGCGCAUCCGUGGUGACAAGGCUAAGCUCAAUUUUGGGCAGUCACCACCACCACUACAACCAUCAUCCAAGAAAAGGUGCCUCAUCGCUCCUGAGAUGUCUCCUGCUACCUUCCAAACCUGCAGCGUACCAGCACCGCAAACAUACAUGGGUCUUGGCCUCGGGUAUCAAAAAGAAUUGGGGAGUGAUUAUGAGCUGAAAGAACAAAUCUCAAGCCUAGAAACGUUUCUGGGAUUGGAGCCCGAGCAGAUGGUGGCUCAGCUGAGUGAAAGCAGCUGUGAGACAAGUGAGUCGGUGGACCUGUGGAUGCUGGAUGACCUGGUGAGCCACCAUCAGAACCAGCGCCAGCUUUCAUUUUAAAGUAAAUAAUAUAAAUAAAGUAGAUGUAGUAUUGGUGGUGUGUUUAGGGUUCCAGUGGUACUCUGUUUAUGUUCAAUGCUUCCCUGUUUAAGACUCUUUCUAUGUAUUAAGACUGGAUUUGCGUGA